Molecule: messenger RNA, 4002 nt
Organism: Dromaius novaehollandiae (emu)
Lineage: Eukaryota; Metazoa; Chordata; Aves; Casuariiformes; Dromaiidae
Gene: FBF1
Product: Fas binding factor 1
Exons: 30
Coding region: 336-3875 (1179 amino acids)
Biological process (GO): establishment of epithelial cell polarity; cilium assembly
Cellular component (GO): ciliary transition fiber; ciliary basal body; centriole
Source: RefSeq, a predicted model, not a curated record
CUCCCGGAUCAGCGGAAGCCCCGCAGCAGGAGCAGCAGAGGCACCGGUUCCCGUCAGGGACCGGCUGCUGCUGGGAGCAGUAGUUCCCAUCCCUCUCCGGGCCAGCUCGGAGACUGCAUUUCCCAGGGCUCUGCGCAGGGCCGGGCCUGCCCGGCAGGCUGAGCAGCGGUGAGAGCUGCGGCCUUCGGCCUCCUCGAGGCGCUGCCGGCCGUAACAGCGAAUCGGGAAAUCGGGAAACCUUCCUCGCCGGCGAGUAGGAGGUUGCCGGGCCGGGGAGCAGUGGCCUUAACCCCCUGUGCCGCCAGCCGGGGUGCGGGAAGGCCCGGAGGCCUCCCAUGGCUGCAAAAUCCAGGAAAGGUUUGAGAGGCUCCAUCGACGACGUGCUGGGCGACCUCCUCGGCUACGACGAUGAAACCCCGGGUAAAUCUGCCAGAGCUUCCCAGCUGGCCGGGGGCAGCGGUGGGAGAGCCAGGGGCACGGGCUCCCCGGCCAGCAAGAAGUCCUUCCCGGAGGAUGAUUUCUUCAGCAAACUCCCUGCCGAGGACAUCAAAGCUGCGGAGGGAUCCGACGUCUCAGACGCCGACCCGCAGGCUGUGCUGCAAACCCUGAAGGACAUGGAUGACAUGGAAGCGGAUCUCCUGGGAAUAUCAAAACCCAGUUCGGGACCAGGGAAAAUGACUGCGAAAGGCCCUGAGAAAUGGGACCCCGCUGGAGGAGCAGUAAAAAGUGCAGGGAAGCUGCUAACUCCUGAGAAAGCAGAGUCUGCACCUGCGAUGGAAAAGAAGCCGCUCUCAUCUCCCCCCGCUUCCCGGCAGUACAGGAAAUUUAACUUUGAAGAUUUAGAUGAUCCUUUAGAAGGGCUUUUAUCUGAUGAGGAAAAAAAUGCUCCCAAGAAGCCAAUCCCAUCCGGCACUGAAAAUAGCUCUGUGAAAAAACUGGAACUGAGCAAAGAGAAAGAGCCGCCGGCACCCCGGCACGCCGCGGCCCCUGGCCGCAGGAGGGAGGAGCUCACGUUUGAGGACGAUGGCGAUGACCUGAUGGACGCGCUGGGAUUCGGCGACAGCCCGAAAGGAGACCCGAAGCAGGGGAGGAAGGAAGACAAGGACGAGCUCUGGCCGGCCCGCUCGAAGCUGGACGAGUUACUGGGACGGGGCUCCGCAGCCAAAGCCCCGGAGCGGCCGGGCGCGGGAGAGCGCAGGGAGUUCAAGCUGGAUACGAAAUACCAAAAGCAGCCAGAGAAGGAAGAGCCUGGGGACGAGGAAGAUUUCGUCUUCGGGGCGUACCAGCCCACGGUGGCCUCGGCGCGGAGGCAGCCUGCGAGGUACCGCGCUGUGCGUCUGUGUCCCUCUGACCGCUGCCACGCUGCCCCUAAGCCCGGGUGUCCCCUCUGGGGCUGGUUCGUGACUCCCUCUCGCCACAGCAGGUUUUCGGCCGAGAGCAGCAGUGACUGGAAGCCGGACCCACGCGCCAACCCCCCCCCUCCUCCUCCAGCCGGCAGGGGCCCCGCGCGGGGCGGCAGGGCUGGCGGCGACUGGCUGGGCUUGAAAGACGAGGAUCUCCUGGACUCGGACCCUCCGUCUCCAGCUCAGGCCAGUGCCGCCGGGAGCUGCCCGAGCCCCACCGUGGCCAGGCGGCCCGACCCUGCCAGCCGGCUCCCAGCCGCGGAGGAGCCCGCGGCCAAACGCAACCCGCCGGAAGAGGACAACUGGCUGAGCACCGCCUUGUCUCGCAAGAAAGCCCAAGCGCAGGCGAAGGCGCAGGAGAGAGGUGCGGAGCCCUCGGAGGCCCCGAGCAGAGGGCUGGAUCCCCGCCCGGCCACCAGCCAGCCAGCCACGUCCACAGGCGCAGCGCCGCAGGCAGCCGCUCCGCAGGACACGGCAGCGAGCGCGGCUGGCUCUGGGCACCCCGUCCCCUGGCUCAGCGCCCCCCAAAAAGCCCCAGCUCUCCCGCCAGAGUCCAGAAAGGAGGAUCCCUCUGGAGACACCAGCGCCUUGGCUCCCGCAGCCUCAUUCCCGGGACAGCAGGAGAUGCCAGGCCCUGCCCCGCUCGCUCAGGCUGCCGUCCCCAGGACACAUCUCCCGGCAGCACCGCAGCCACAGGCCGAGCCGCUGGCCCUGGGCUCGCUGCAGGUGAAGGGGCCGGGGGCUCCCGCAGCCCAGCUCUCCGAGGACGGGGCAGGCUGCCGGGCAGCGCUGCUCGGUGCCCAGGCCCGCGUGGCGGAGCUGGAGAGCCAGGUCCGGACGCUGGAGCUGGAGCGGACACAGCAGAAGCUGUUGCUGGAGAGUCUCCAGCAGCGACACCAGGAGGACUUGGAUCUCCUCGAGAGCGCACACAGGAGCCGGGUGAAGGUGGUGGAGGAGACCUAUGGGCAGCGGGAGGAGCGGCUGCGGCAGGAGAAGGAGCGGCUGGCGGCACAGCUGGUGUCGCAGAGCCAGGCCGCGGAGCAGGCGCGGGCAGAGCUGCUGGCGCGGCACCAGCAGCAGCUGGCGGCACUGGAGCAGCGGAGCGCGCAGGAGCUGCAGCGCGUGCGGGAGCUGCAGAGGACGUCUGUCCAGGAGAUGCACAAAGACCACGAAGAGCAGCUCCAGCGGCUGAAGCGGCUGAAAGAGCAGGAGAUCGACGCAGUGACCAGCGCCACUUCACACACCAGGUCUCUGAACGGCGUCAUUGAGCAGAUGGAGAAGUUCUCCAGCGACCUGCACGACCUCUCGCACCGGGUGGAGGCCACGCACCACACCACCUCCCAGGAGCUGGCCAUGGGGGCCCAGCAGCGAGACAAGCAGCUCAAGGUGCUCCAGCACAGGCUGUCACAGCAGCAGAGGGACAUGGAGGAAGAGCGGAGCCGACUCCAGGAGGUUAUCGCGAAAAUGGAGGCGAGGCUGGGCGAGCAGACUCGGCUGCUGGAGCAGGAGCGGUGGAGGGCAACGGCAGAGCAAUCCAAGGUGGAAUCGCUGCAGCACUCACUGGAGGAGCAGCGGAGAGUCAUGACCCAGCAGCUCUCCAUGGAGCGAGCAGAGCUGGAGAGGGCGAAGAGUGCCUUGCUGGAGGAGCAGAAGUCGGUGAUGCAGAAGUGCUCAGAGGAGCGUCGGAAGCUGGCGGCCGAGUGGGCCGAGUUUCACACCCAGCAGCAGCUGAGCAAGGAGCGGCUGGAGCGCGACAUGGACCGGGCCCUGCAGAGGGACUCCCAGAGAGAGGGCACCAUCAUGAGCCUCGCCAAGGAGCAGGCAGAGCUGAAGAUCCAGGCCAGCGAGCUGAAGGCCAAGGAGGAGCAGCUGGUGAGGGACAGGGAGCUGCUGGACCAGGCCUGGCAGGAGCUAAGGCUGGAGAAGGAGAAGGUGAACGGGGCUGCACUGCACAUCCGGCAGCGAGUGGAGGAGAUCGACACCAUGAGCAGGCUCUCAGCCCAGAAGUGCGAGGAAGGGCAGCGAGCGCUGCGGGAGGCCCGCAGGGUAGAGUCCGAGCACCAGGCCAGACUGCGGGUCGUGCAGCAGCACCUGGAACAGCUGAAGCAGCAGGAGCAGCGUCUGCAUCAGGAGCGGCUGAGUAUGGCUCUCCAGAGGAGUCAGCUCCAGCAGCUACGUGAGGAGCUGCCAAACAACCCCACACUGCUGCUGACCACAGCCCAGGACGUCGGCAUCCCCGCCAAGGGCCUCUCCGGCACGCUGCGCUUUCCGCCUCCCAUCACGGCGUUCCCUCGGCGCAGCCCAGGGGGUAGCAGGGACGGCCUGGGCACGGCAGGCCCGUCGGAGCUCUACACCAAACUGCUGCUGCUGAAGCACAGGGCCGAACAGGAUCGUGAUUUCUUGGAAGAUGAGCAGUUCUUCCUGGAGACCCUGAAGAAGGCAUCCUACAACACUUCCUCUCUGUUGGCCUGAGGAUAAGGCAUCCCCACAUCCUCCCCGGGGGACUCGGUGCUGUCUGCCCUCAGGGCAGGCUGCUGUGCCAUACUCAUGGAGGAAAAAAAAAAACAAGCAGUAAAUAAUUCCAUUUUCAGCUGAGAAA